AAGUCACCAAAACCAUCGAGGCAUCGAUCGAUCGCCCCGGCCCGUAAGCCCACCACCACCUGCAAGGCUGCGAAGGCCAGCCGGAGCUAGAGCGAAGAUGGGCGCAGAGGCCGAGGUGCUCGCGGGAGGAGAUCAAAAUCGGCGCGUGGGGGGGACGCCCGCGGGAGCAGAUCAACGGCGCGUGGGGGGGACGCCCGCGGCCGCAGAGCUGCCGGGGCCUCUGCGCGUGGGGGGGACGCCCGCGGGAGCAGAUCAACGGCGCGUGGGGGGGACGCCCGCGGCCGCAGAGCUGCCGGGGCGCGUGCCCAGCCGCCGCGCACCCCGGCCGGCGCCGCUGCCGUACCAGGCGAUGCUGGGGUCGACGGCGUACGCGCGGAUGCGCGCGGAGCACCCCGCGGAGUUCGCGCCGGCGAGCGUCUUCUUCACGCACGACCCGCGUAGCGCCAUCGACCGCCGCAACAGCUUCCGCGUCAAGGCCGCGCUCGUCUACGAGGCCGUCACGGGCCACCACGUCGACGACAACAUGCCGCGCGCCGACAGCCUCCUCCUCGCCCUCGCCAGGGAAUGCCACGCCAGGAUCCAGGCACUGACGCCGACCGGUGAUGCAGGAGGUGCUCUGCCGGAGGUGCCGGCCGGGGGUGCUCCUCCGAGUCCUAAUGACCCGGGCACCAAGGGAGGCAAAAGCAGCCCGCCAGCGGAGGUCACCGAGGAGGGCCUGGACGAGACGCAGAAGCGAGUGGUCGACGGCGUCUUCGUCGUCGUCGGCUUCCUGCCGAAGCUCAAGGAGGCGAUCGCCAGGGGCGCCGACCGCGACGGCGUCGACGAGAGCUUCAAGUCGCGGCACAUGCAGGACAUCGUCACGGACGUGGUCAAGCUCGAGAACCAGCUCCCGCUGCGGGACCUGCUCGACGUGGCCGCCGUGGCCGAGGCCGCGGUCGCGGCGACCGUCGCGCGCGGCGAGUUCAAGGACGUGGGCUCCAACGCCCGCGGCGGCGAGUACAGGCUGCCCUUCAACAAGGACAGCUUCGGCGACGUGGUUCAAGGCUUCUGCUGGUACUACUCGCCCUUCGCCUCCUCGAAGAAGCCGGCGGCGGCGAGCCCGUUCAAGGACGUGGCCGCCGACGAGGACAUGGCGACGCGCACGCUGCUCGACUGCCUGCAUCUGAGCGUGGUGAAGCCGCCGCAGGGCGCGGCAGUGAGCGCCACCGGCCGGCCGGCGCGCAUGCCCACGGCGCGGGAGCUCCGGCGGUCGGGGGCCCGGCUGCAGGCCUCCGAGAACGGCCGCGCCGAGGUUGAGUUCGCGCAGCCGACGGUGUGGCUGCCGGCGCUGGUGUACGACUUCAAGCUGGCCACGGUGGCGCGGAACCUGCUGGCGCGGGAGUACGAGGGGCAGAGCAAGCCGGUCACGCGCUACUUCCAGAUGCUGAACGAGCUCGUGGAGGACGCCGCCGACGUCCGCAUCCUCCGGCGCGCCGGCGUGAUCCGCGGCGGGUCCGGCGGCGUGCAGGAGGUGCACAGGCUGGUCAAGAGCAUCGACGGGCACGCGACGUACCCGUCCGUGUACCUGGCCAUGGACCUGGAGAUCGAGAAGGUGAAGCAGUACCACGACAAGAGGAUGACGAGCUUCCUCGUCCGCAACCGCCCCGGCGUGAUAUGGGCCUCGUCGGUGGCCGCCCUCUCGGUGUUCGCCAUCGUCGCCGCGAGGAGGAAUCGGCAGGGGUGAAGCCAGGAGCACAAAUCAGUAUACGCUGCUAAAAACGGUGCUGCCACGUACGUAUGUACAUCUACAUGUAUUGUAACUUGAUGUGUUGUAAGGCGUAUUUCGUGAUAUAAAAGGCAAUAAAGUCCAAAUGGGCUAUAACAGCAAACAAA
Panicum hallii is the source of this 1872-nucleotide messenger RNA. RefSeq lists its product as uncharacterized. NCBI's taxonomy places the organism in Eukaryota, Viridiplantae, Streptophyta, Magnoliopsida, Poales, Poaceae. Bases 98 to 1723 code for a protein of 541 amino acids. The transcript has a single exon. The record is from RefSeq and is a predicted model, not a curated record.